AUGAUGAUCGACGGACCUGAGGAGAAGGCCGGCGCUCCGGUCUCGGCCGACGCGGAGUGCAGUCCGGCAGGCGUCGUUCCUGUGCACGUGAUGCCGAUGGAGAAGUUAAAAGCCACGAAGGAAACGACCGGCGAGUCGUACCCGCGUCACCAAAUAGGUUGCCUCGUGGGGGGCGACAUCCCAUGCACGCCGGGUCACGUGGCCCUGGGAGACCAGCGGAUGGCCGUGCAGUGGGUGCUCGACCACAUCGCCAGCUUCGGGGGCAACGCCAGCGACGUGGUGCUCAUGGGCAGCGGGUCCGGAGCCUGGUCUGUGGGCGCGCAUCUGCUCGAGGAGGAAACGCCUGGGCCGCGCUUCUGGAGCCACGAGCGCUUCGCCAAAGUGAUCCUCAUGAGCGAGUCGCCGUUUAGGAGGUACUUUGACGACAAGUCUCACGAGCUGCCGGCCCUACUCAACUGCUCCCGCGGUGGCACAGUCGAGGUGCUGCACUGCAUGAGGGUUGUACCGUCGCGGGAGAUCGUUCGCGUCACCAGCGAAAUGGUUCGCUUCUUCGGACCUUCGGCAAGCGCCCUGCCCGGCGUCAAAGAUGCGUUGAGGGUCGCGGGGCGGCGAUUCCUGCUGGGCACAGUCAGCAGCGAAGGCACCCACCUCUUCGACUACCUCAAGCGGACUUCGUCGCCCGACGGAGAAGUGGACUCUGUUGUGUCCACAUUUCUAAACGUCAUCUACCACAUCAAGAACGCCAGGGAGGUCGUUGAUGCUUUCCGAAGGGCUACUACGCCGUCGGAUAACGUUACGGCGACUGGCAACUCUUGGGCAUUAGAUCUGCUGGGAGACUUGCUGUACACGUGUCCGCUGUUGAAGCUCGGACAUGAGCUCUCGACCAGGCAGCGGAACCAGGUGUUCGGCUACGUGUUCGACCACAAGGCCAGCUUCGCGCUUUUCAACGACACCACGGGGGCGGCGCGUUUCUUGGAUCUGGACUUUGUCUUCGGCCGUCCCUUGGAAGGGUCGCGAGCGGCCACCGCCCAGGAGCGGGACCUUAGCCGAAGAAUGAUCGACAUAUGGUCCACGUUCGCCAAGACGGGGAAUUUACCGUUCGUGCAUGGACAGCCGUGGACAAGCUACACGGAAGACGGAAAAGAUAUAGAAGUGCGCAUCGGGCUCGCGACACUGGAAGAAUUGAGGGACUACCGGAAGAAGAGCUGCGCCAUCCUGCCGUCCUUUGUUGCGGAUCACAUGGCGCUGUCAGGAGGCGCAGCUGUUACAUUGACCAAUGGCCACGACAGCACGUCGAGGGAAGGUGGCAGUGUGUGACCGAUCCUGCACACCACAGAACUGACACCUCCAUCUCGACAAGGAUUUAGUGGCUGUUGAUUCUUUUGCAAACACAGGGACACUUGUCCUCAAUCUUUCGCAUUUCAAGUUGUUGGGCGUGCAAGAAUACACGUUGUCAUAGAGUUUUUUUUCAUUAGUUCAGUACUGUCUAUAUUUCCCCCUUUCUUUCUUUCUUUCUUUUUAUAGUCACAAUUUCACGAG
Messenger RNA from Dermacentor silvarum, 1539 nucleotides. Its product is annotated as acetylcholinesterase-like. The coding region runs from base 1 to 1317 and encodes 438 amino acids. Gene Ontology annotation, biological process: choline metabolic process; acetylcholine catabolic process. Gene Ontology annotation, cellular component: plasma membrane. The record is from RefSeq and is a predicted model, not a curated record. NCBI's taxonomy places the organism in Eukaryota, Metazoa, Arthropoda, Arachnida, Ixodida, Ixodidae. The transcript has 7 exons. Gene Ontology annotation, molecular function: acetylcholinesterase activity.